UACCAGCUUUAGAAUUGAAAACGCAGGAGAGAUCUUCUCACGCUCAACAAGUUCUGUGGUGGUGCACUUUACCGAUCCGCCCUCUCCAGUAUCCUUCCUCACAGAGAUCCAAGAUGAGAAUAACCAUUUUGAUGUUGAGCGUUUGCAUUUGGGUUGCUAUCACGUCCCUAGUCAUGGCUCUUCCCAGCCAACAUAUGAUACAAACUAGAUCCCAGAAACUUUGUGGACCCGAACUUGCCCAAGCACUCUCCAUAGUAUGUGGCGGCUUCUACUACUUUCCUCAAAAGAGGCCUGACAGUGAAUUCUUCAACAACGAACUGACUACAGUUCCCUGGUGGCGAAUGGUGAAAGAUUUACAGACACCCACUGAUGGCGGAUACCUUGACACCAAAAUGGCUAUGUCUAUGUUCCGAAAGCGAGACAGCUUAGCUCGACAGACUCGGGGUGUUUCAGACGAGUGCUGUACAAAAAGUUGUACAAUCAACGAAUUAAUGUCAUACUGCGGUUCUUCUGGCAAGAAAUAGAUGGCGCUGCAUACUACGAACAAAAACACCAUGAUUUUCACUCUCGAGUUCUUCUUCUUUAACAUGGCUAAUUUUUGGAAUUUUAACGUAGCUAAAAAAAAUAAAUAUUUGAAAUUUUAAGUGAGUUGUAUUAAAUUUUCGAGUUGUAAAAUUCUUCAGUUGAGUUUAUACAUUACUCAACAACUCCUCAGGAGGUGAGAAAUACGAGUUCGGUUGACCAUGAUUUAUCGUUUAUGUUGUAAAUGCUUCUGUGAUCAGAAAUAAAUUGUUUCAGUCUGAAUA
Limulus polyphemus (Atlantic horseshoe crab) is the source of this 806-nucleotide messenger RNA. Its product is annotated as insulin-1-like. Gene Ontology annotation, cellular component: extracellular region. Bases 114 to 524 code for a protein of 136 amino acids. NCBI's taxonomy places the organism in Eukaryota, Metazoa, Arthropoda, Merostomata, Xiphosura, Limulidae. The record is from RefSeq and is a predicted model, not a curated record. Gene Ontology annotation, molecular function: hormone activity. The transcript has 3 exons.